GGCAACAGGAUGCAAGGCAUCUUUUGUACUAAAGUACAAUUAUUAUGAAAAGCAUCUGCAUAUUACAAAGGCCCACAUGGACCACAACCAUCCGACGACACCCGAUACUUUUGCACAGGAGUACCAAGUCAAGCGACUCGCAGAAACUGAACGGAAGCAUUUGGAGGACAUUGUGAAACUAGAUCCUCCGAAUGAAGGCUUGAUGCACCUGGUGAAUAGCGAGUUCAACAAAGCGUACACAUUGACAGAAAUUCGGCGUCUGAAACAUCAAUUCGUCUUUACCUUAACGACGCCAGCAAUGAGUGGGAGGGGGGAGAACAGAAGGCUGAAGGAGAUCCUGAGCAGCAUCGCUUCUGGUCUAUGUAUGGCCAUGGCUGUGAACAAGCUGUUUCCGCUCUCACUGACUUUGCAGUUGGAUGUGAGGGCUGGCUUCCUCAGCUGUUGAAAUGUCUUCCAUUGACUUUCGCGACUUGAAUCCUCGUUGGCAGUGUUUGUAUUUUAUUUUUUCCCUCUCCUACUGUGCGGUUAAUGCUUGAAGAUCAUGCCUCUUUCCCUGUUCCUGUUGUUGCUGUUGUUGAUGGCUUUGACUGUCUUGAUGCUACUGGUGUUCAUUACCGUCUUAGUGAAGACGGAAGCUUGGAUUUUCUGAUCAGGGGAAGGAAAGAAAAUUGAAAAAAAAUGAAGGUCUCGAUCUAGACCUACCCA
Messenger RNA from Aplysia californica (California sea hare), 705 nucleotides. RefSeq lists its product as uncharacterized. The record is from RefSeq and is a predicted model, not a curated record. The transcript has 3 exons. The coding region runs from base 77 to 445 and encodes 122 amino acids. NCBI's taxonomy places the organism in Eukaryota, Metazoa, Mollusca, Gastropoda, Aplysiida, Aplysiidae.